AUGAUCGCUAUGGGUCUAUCGAUCACGCCAAAGAAGCCUUCUCUUGUGUUCUUCAUGAUGGAUAAAGAUUCCUUGUGCCCUUUGCAAGUUUCUCAAUUGAGGCUAGUGUGGACAAUGCGACGACAAUGUGGGUGGAGGAUCGGAGGAUGA
Messenger RNA from Laccaria bicolor S238N-H82, 150 nucleotides. RefSeq lists its product as uncharacterized. The transcript has 2 exons. Bases 1 to 150 code for a protein of 49 amino acids. The record is from RefSeq and is a predicted model, not a curated record. Lineage: Eukaryota; Fungi; Basidiomycota; Agaricomycetes; Agaricales; Hydnangiaceae.